CGGGCCUCGCCAAGAUGCGGCGGCCGCUCCGGGUGUCGCCAGGCGGGCCUGGGACUGCGCGGAGCGGAGUCGGGCAGGGGGUGCGCACCGCGGUACUCGCGCACUCCUAACGCCUCGGACCUGCCGGCUGCCCCUGCCCUCUUUGCCUCCGUCCCACCCGUCAUCCCCACCCUUCUACCCUUUGUGCAGCUGCUGCUCCGCGUUCCGACUCCGCGGAUCCCCGGCCGGGCGUGACGGCAGCGGCUUGCCAGGCCCCGGGUGGGCGCCCGGCCGGCGCGGAUGGCGAGGGGGCGCGGUGUGGGUGGGGACGCCGCAGCCGGAGCACGCGACGCGGGAGGCCCGGCCCGCCUUCUCCGCAUUGUCCCGGGCCCAGCACCCCGGCCCUGAGCCGCGCGGCCGCCUUCGCAGCCGCAGCGCCCACCCAGCGCCGCCCGCGGGGCCAUGCGAAGAGCCGCCGGGAUGGAGGACUUCUCCGCGGAGGAAGAGGAGCCCUGGUAUGACCAGCAGGACCUAGAGCAGGAUUUACACUUGGCUGCAGAGCUUGGGAAGACACUGCUGGAGAGGAACAAGGAGCUGGAGGAGUCCCUACAGCAGAUGUAUUCCACAAACGAGGAGCAAGUGCAAGAGAUUGAGUACCUAACCAAGCAGCUGGACAUGCUCCGGCAUGUGAACGAGCAGCACGCCAAAGUGUACGAGCAGCUGGACCUGACAGCCCGAGAUCUGGAACUGACCAACCAGAGGCUGGUGCUGGAGAGUAAGGCUGCCCAGCAGAAGAUCCACGGGCUGACAGAGACUGUGGAGUGUCUGCAGGCCCAGGUGGAGGAGCUGCAGGCCCAGGUGGAGCAGCUGAGGGGUCUGGAGCAGCUGCGCAUGCGCCGGGAGAAGCGGGAACGCAGGCGAACAAUCCACACUUUCCCCUGCCUCAAGGAGCUGUGCACCAGCCCACGGUGCGAGGAUGCCUUCCGCCUGCACAGUUCCUCCCUGGAGCUGGGCCCUCGACCUCUGGAGCAGGAGAACGAGCGGCUGCAGACCCUGGUGGGGGUGCUGCGCUCCCAGGUGAGCCAGGAGCGGCAGCGCAAGGAGCGGGCAGAGCGGGAGUACACGGCUGUGCUGCAGGAGUACACGGAGCUGGAGCGACAGCUAUGUGAGAUGGAGGGCUGCCGCCUGCGCGUGCAGGAACUGGAAGCCGAGCUCUUGGAGCUGCAGCAGAUGAAGCAGGCCAAGACCUACCUACUAGGCCGGGACGACCACCUCGCUGAGGCACUGCUGGCACCCCUCACUCAGGCCCCUGAGGCUGACGACCCCCAGCCAGGUAGCGGGGAUGAGGCUGGCGCUCAGGACGGUGUCUCCUCACCCUCUGCCUCCCCAGGCCACGCGGUGCGUAAGAGCUGCAGCGACACGGCGCUCAAUGCCAUCGUGGCCAAAGACCCUGCCGGCCGGCACGCGGGUCACCUCACGCUUCACGCCAACAGCGUGCGCAGGCGCGGCAUGUCCAUCCUGCGGGAGGUGGACGAACAGUACCACGCGCUGCUGGAGAAGUACGAAGAGCUGCUGAGCAAGUGCCGGCAGCACGGGGCGGGGGUGCGGCACGCGGGCGUGCAGACCUCGAGGCCCAUCUCCCGAGACAGCUCAUGGAGGGACCUGUGUGGGGGCGAGGACGGCCAAGGGGAGGCCAAGGCGGGGGAGAAGAGCCUGAGCCAGCACGUGGAGGCCGUGGACAAGCGGUUGGAGCAGAGCCAGCCAGAAUACAAGGCACUCUUCAAGGAGAUCUUUGCCCGGAUCCAGAAGACCAAGGCUGACAUCAAUGCCACCAAAGUCAAGACGCACAGCAGCAAGUGACCCUUUCGUGGCCUGCAUCCUCCCUGGGCUUCAGGCCACACAGCCGGUGGCAGAUAAGAGUCCUUUAGCAGCAAUAUGACCCAGCAGGUGGCCUCCAUCAGUGUGCAAGGAACAGAAACCUCUCUGAUCUGGGGACACUGCAUGUUUCCCAUGGAUGGACCCAGCCACCCGCUUCCACCUAAAGACACAGCUCAGUUUCAAAGCCAAACAUACCCACUGCCCGGGGCUUCCUAAGCUCUCCCUGUUCCUGGUUUCCUGACCCUGGGCCUCGCCCUCAGAUGGGGCCAGGCUUCCGGAAGCCACUCUGGAUUAGUUGGCUUUUGUGUUGUUGUUUUUCCAAAUUCAGUUUUUCUGCCAGAUUUGCAAUGCAAGAUCUUCCUUGACCGCUUGCCACAACUGGAAACACUUGAAAGGGGACCCCAGGAGCCGACGUUGCAGGUUCCUAGGGUCCCCUGGACCACACACUGCUUCCCACCGGCUGUGACGCACUGUCAUUCCCUAGCACACCAGCUGUCCCUCCUCCAGAGUCCUGAGCAGGACACACAUGGUCCUUGCUUUGCAAAGCAGAAAGCCUUGCCCUGGCCUUGAAUGCCCGGCUCCAAACUGGCUAGAACCGUCAGUCCACUGUAGAUCUAUAACCAAUAGGGGACAGGGGAGCCCCUUGACAGCCAUACACAAAUACCCCUGUGUCUCUCAGAGCCAGCUUCCCUGAGUUCCAGUCCCAGAAGUGGUGUCUGGGCCUGAGCUUACCAGGGGCCAGGAUGGAGGGAAUCCCAGUCCUCAUGCCUGCACCUGCCCC
Molecule: messenger RNA, 2638 nt
Organism: Octodon degus (degu)
Lineage: Eukaryota; Metazoa; Chordata; Mammalia; Rodentia; Octodontidae
Gene: Cdr2l
Product: cerebellar degeneration related protein 2 like
Exons: 5
Coding region: 442-1839 (465 amino acids)
Source: RefSeq, a predicted model, not a curated record